Scheffersomyces amazonensis is the source of this 246-nucleotide messenger RNA. RefSeq lists its product as uncharacterized. The coding region runs from base 1 to 246 and encodes 81 amino acids. The record is from RefSeq and is a predicted model, not a curated record. Gene Ontology annotation, cellular component: mitochondrial intermembrane space. The transcript has a single exon. NCBI's taxonomy places the organism in Eukaryota, Fungi, Ascomycota, Pichiomycetes, Serinales, Debaryomycetaceae. Gene Ontology annotation, biological process: mitochondrial respiratory chain complex IV assembly.
AUGCAACCUACUAAUGCCACAUUGAAUGACGAUAGUGGAAAUCAGGAUGAUGAUGAUGAACCUGACGAAUGGGACCAAAGAAUUAUUAACACCGGAUGUCAUGAGGAAAACCUCAAGUUGCAACUUUGUCAUGCUGAUACAGGGGAUUGGAGGCAAUGUACGAAGGAAAUGGAAGCCUUUAGAAAGUGCUGGGAUGAACAUAAUAAUAAUAUGAGAACACUGACGGUCAACAAUACGGAUGCUUAG